This is a messenger RNA of Toxorhynchites rutilus septentrionalis, 1522 nucleotides long. RefSeq names its product sperm surface protein Sp17 (gene igl). Gene Ontology annotation, molecular function: calmodulin binding. The transcript has 4 exons. The record is from RefSeq and is a predicted model, not a curated record. The coding region runs from base 264 to 791 and encodes 175 amino acids. NCBI's taxonomy places the organism in Eukaryota, Metazoa, Arthropoda, Insecta, Diptera, Culicidae.
ACUACCGUUGAGAAUCCGUCGGAAAAGGUCAACCGAAACCAAUUGUUUGGUCGAAAGUUCCCUUGUUACCACCAUCAUUACAAUGGUCGGAAGCGAUAAGUGAUUGAUGAGUACUUGGAUAAACUUGAUUUAUGGUAAUUAUCUACGUUUCGAUGUAGAGGAAAAUGUAUAGUGCAAAAAUGGUGCUAAUAGUGACAUGUGAUCUAGUUGUUUAUAUGUAUGUAGUGUAAUUGUUUCUUAAUGAUGCUGUAAUUGUCAACAAGAUGGGAUGUAAUACGAGCCAGGAGCUACCUAAUUAUAACCCGCAAGUGGCAGCAGGCAUCGAUAGGGAUGAGCUUACAGAGCUGCUGGAAGGAGAUAUUGAGGAAGUCGAAGCGGCAGCCACUAAGAUCCAAGCAGCGUUUCGGGGUCAUCAAGUGCGAAACAAGAUGAAGAAGGAAGACGUUAAGGGAAGCGAUGCCCAGCAGAACUCCAGCGCGGACGGCGAACGAGAACCCACCCAACAAGAGCUGGAGGCUGAAUUCGAUCCUAAUGACGAAGAAUUGACUCAGGCCGCCACCAGGAUUCAGGCGUGCUUCCGGGGACACAUGUCCCGGAAAGACGGCACCGACAAGAAAAGCAAUGAGAACGAUAAGAAGGAAGAGGUCGAUAUCGACGAAUUAACCAAAAAGGUUGCCGAGGAGUUAGACAUCGACAUGGACGAUCCUGAACUGCACAAAGCGGCAAGCAAAAUUCAAGCCUCGUUCCGUGGUCACAAAAACCGCAACCCCGUUAAAUCGGACGGCAAGUAGAGCAAGCUGCCGAAUUAAUGAGACAACUAUAAAUUAAAAUUUUAAUAUUCGAAAUUUCACUAAAUAAAACAUUGAAAGGUAUAGAAGAUAUAGAUGCAAGUUGACCUACUUGAUACCCGAUAACGCAUUUUUGAUAGCAGUAAAACGUGAAACAAAUGGGACGAUAAAGAAAGAGAGUAAACUAUUACUAUAAACGGUGUUAUAAUUUCUGUAACUUUUAUCGAGAUCUAAUCUUACUGAUAAGUAACAAAACCACAACUUAGUUUAACGAUGACUUCGAAGUAGACCAAGAUAACUCCAAGAGUAUAUCUAGCGUACCACACGUUCAAUGAAAUGUCAACAAAACUUCUAGCGUACACGACACCACUAUUUAUUCGUUAAUUCUCGUUUUUGGGCAACAAAUGGAAGAAUGAAUUCAACAUAAUCAACAGCAAACAACAAAUUUAUUCAAAUACAGUGCACGGACGAAAAACGAUACAAAUGUACUACAUAAAAUAUGAGAAACUUUGUUAUAGAAAUGCAUAGAAGAUCUAACUUAUCCAUCCGUAUACUGAACACAAGCAACAAGCGAGUCUAGAACUCGAUAAAAAAUGUAAUGUUUUCAUCUUUAGAUUCUGCAGUUUUUAUAACAACCCGAUUGCAACACUAGCGCAAAUGUGGAUAAAUUACAAAAGUACCAGCUAAAUGAGAAAUAAAAAUGCAUAAUUACAGUGAGCUUUAAAUCCCGAUUA